This is a messenger RNA of Musca vetustissima, 321 nucleotides long. RefSeq names its product larval cuticle protein 65Ag1-like. The coding region runs from base 16 to 321 and encodes 101 amino acids. Gene Ontology annotation, cellular component: chitin-based extracellular matrix. Gene Ontology annotation, molecular function: structural constituent of chitin-based larval cuticle. NCBI's taxonomy places the organism in Eukaryota, Metazoa, Arthropoda, Insecta, Diptera, Muscidae. The transcript has a single exon. The record is from RefSeq and is a predicted model, not a curated record.
CCAAAAUCCCUAACCAUGAAAUUCAUCAUUGUCUUUGUUGCUUUGUUCGCCUUGGCUUUGGCCUCCGAUCCCAGAGAUGCUGAAACUUUGCGUUACGACUCCAACGUAGAACCCGAACAAUACCAAUACGCCGUGGAGACCAGUGAUGGCAAAUCGGCCCAAGAAGAAGGACAUGUUGAGAAUCUGGGUACUGAUGAAGAAGCUAUCGCCGUUAAGGGUUCCUACUCCUACAUCGGUGAUGAUGGUCAAACCUAUACCGUCAACUAUGUUGCUGACAGAAAUGGUUUCCAACCUCAAGGUGCUCAUUUGCCCGUCGCCUAA